AUGCCUCCGGCACCAUUCAGGGGUCUGGUGGUCGUUGCCAGCGGUACCUUCUCUGGAUACAAGCAAGCGGACCUGAAGACUAUCGUUGAAAUUGGAGGCGGCUCUUUCAACUCCAAAGUGACUAACGAGUGUACGCAUCUUGUCACUACGUCGAAGGAGGUGGAUGGUAAUGGGUCCAAAUACAAGCAAGCUUGCUUAGUCGACAAUUGCCAGAUUGUCUCACUUGACUGGCUCCUUGACUCGCAGAAAGCGAAGAAAAAAGCCACAGAGAAGAAAUAUAUUUUUAGCCAGACAGACUCAGCGGUGUCUUCGGGCGUAGCAUCGGCACCCGCAGCAGAGGUCGAUAAGAAACGCCGCGGCCAAUCGACUGUAGAUGCGGAAGAACCCCCAGCAAAGAAAUUGCGAGAAAAGCCAACAGAGGAGAAGAAAAAGCUCAAUAUUCCUGUGGAUGAAGCAUGCAAAAAUGGCUCUGCGUUCGAUGUCUACAUUGACGAAGAAGAAGUUAUUUGGGAUGCCUCGCUCAACCUAACUGUUUCUAGCAAUAAUAACAACAAGUUUUAUCGUAUUCAGUUGUUGAAGUCCAAAAAAACAGACCAGUACGCUACUUGGACACGCUGGGGCCGAGUCGGUGAAACUGGCUCCGGUGCCAUGGUUGGACCAGGAGACUUUGCGAGUGCAAAAAGGGCAUUUGAGAAGAAAUUCAGAGAGAAGUCCGGCCUUCCAUGGCCCAACAGACUAGAUACACCAAAAGAUGGCAAAUACACCUUUGUGGAGAUUGACUACGAGGAUGAUGACGAGGAUGACAAGAAUGGUGGUGACAACGGCAUAAUUAAGAAGGAAAAUGAAGCGGAAGACGUGAAGCUUGACGAUGUCAAAAGCACACUUUCCGAACCCGUCCAGCAGCUCGUGGCACUUAUCUUCAACCAGGAGUAUGCUCUCCAAGCGCUGCAAGACUUGAACUUCGACGCAAAUAAACUGCCACUAGGCAAGCUUAGCAAACGCACACUGCAAACCGGCUUUGAGGUGCUGAAAGAGCUAUCGGAGUUGAUUAAUGACUCAUCUCUUGCCACGGAGAGAUAUGGAAGGACUUACACAUCUGCAUUAGAGUUGCUCAGUAACCGAUAUUUCACCAUCAUUCCGCAUGCAUUUGGUCGGAAUCGACCUCCGGUGAUUGCACAUUCGUCUCUGUUGAAAAAGGAAGUUGAAUUGCUCGACAACUUGACAGACAUGGAAAUCUCAAAUAAGAUCUUCAAGGAUUCGCUCACCGAUGAUCAAGUUCAUCUUUUGGAUAAACAGUUCAAGGGCCUUAACCUGGAUGAAAUGACGCCCUUGUCGAAAACAUCAACUGAAUUCUCGGAGUUGAAAAAUUACCUGUUGGAAGCAUACGGACCAACCCAUGGCUACAAGUACACACUCCAAGACAUCUUCCGUAUAGAACGCAACGGCGAGUCUAAGCGUUUUGAAGACGCCGGCUUCACAAAAACCCCGAAUAACAACCGUCGGCUUCUGUGGCAUGGCUCUCGCACCACCAAUUUUGGUGGUAUCCUUAGUCAGGGAUUGCGCAUUGCGCCACCAGAAGCCCCCGUGAACGGAUACAUGUUUGGAAAGGGUGUUUACCUUGCCGAUAUCUCGAGUAAAUCUGCUGGGUAUUGCGCCUCACACUCAAGCAGGAAUAUCGGAUUGCUUCUUUUGUGUGAAGUGCAGUUAGGUGACCCAAUGCAUGAACUCCAACACGCGAGCUUCACUGCUGGAGAUGAUGCAAAAGCUGCUGGUAAGUUGGCGACACUAGGAUUGGGCGCAACAGUACCGCUUGGUUGGAAAGACGCCGGCUGUGUACACCCAAGCCUGCAGGGAGUUUUGAUGCCCGAUGUGACUGCUGGACUGGGUGCGUCAAAUAAAGCCUGGCAUCUGCUUUACAAUGAGUACAUUGUAUACGAUGUUGCUCAGAUUCGCCAGCGCUAUCUGUUGAAGUUCAUCAAUGAAUUCCCCUACUCACAAGCAACACGCGACAUGAUCCGCGCAGUCCUCACAGCUGCCGGUCUAGCUGUCACUGCAUCGGCGCAGUAUUUCCCUCCUCCUGCCGAGGGGCUCACUAUCAUCAAAUCCAACGUGACCGAGGGUGUGACCAUUUCCUACAAGGAACCAGGCAUCUGCGAGACCACGCCAAAUGUCAAGUCAUUCUCGGGUUAUGUUCAUCUUCCGCCGCAUAUGCUGAAGGGCGUAGGUCUGGACCAAGACUACUCUAUCAACACUUUCUUCUGGUUUUUCGAGUCCCGCCACGACCCAGCCAAUGCCCCGCUGUCGAUAUGGAUGAACGGCGGUCCUGGCUCUUCGUCAAUGAUCGGUCUGUUUCAGGAAAACGGCCCGUGUACAGUCAAUUCGGACUCAAAUUCGACGGAACUGAACCCGUAUUCGUGGAAUAAUUAUGCCAAUGUUAUCUAUAUCGAUCAACCAAAUCAAGUCGGGUUCAGUUAUGAUAAGCCUCAAAACGGGACUCUUAACACGUUUACGGGAGAGCUUAAGCCGCUGAAAGACGGCGCAGCAAUCCCAGAAUAUAAUAACACUUUCUAUCCCGGCACUUUCCCCACUUUUGAAGGCCCGCGCUCAACAGCCAAUAAUACCGAGAAUGCAGCAAGAUCCUUGUGGGAAUUUGCCCAGGUUUGGCUCACUGAAUUUCCAGAGUAUAAACCCAUCGAUGAUCGAGUGAGUCUCUGGACGGAGUCAUAUGGUGGGCGCUACGGUCCAAGCUUCACUGCAUUUUUUCAGCAGCAAAAUGAAAAAAUUGCAGACGGGAGUGUUCAAGGGCAUUAUAUUCACUUGGAUACUUUGGGAAUCAUCAAUGGCUGUGUCGACCUGUUGCUGCAGGAGCUCAGUUAUGCGGAUUUUGCGUACAAUAAUACCUAUGGUAUUGAAACCAUCAACCGAACUGUCUACGAAGAGGCUGUUGAUGCGUGGAACAAGGAAGGCGGGUGUAGGGACCAGAUCCUGGAAUGUCGUACUGCGGCAUCCGUGGGUGAUCCACUCAGUUUUGGAAAUAACGAGACGGUCAACGGUAUAUGUGCUAACGCCUCUGAGUACUGCAGUAAUGCAUUAGAGGGACCUUAUCUUGACUUUGGAGACAGGGGCUACUACGACAUAGCUCACAACAUUCUUGACCCCUUCCCACCGAAUUAUUUUAAAGGAUAUUUAAGUCAGCGUUGGGUCCUUGGAGCAAUAGGUGCUGCAGUGAAUUGGUCCGAGAGCAUUGAAUCCGUGUAUAAUGCUUUUCAAGAUACAGGAGACUAUGCACGGUCCGACGUUCUCGGCUAUGUCGAAGACAUCGCCUAUAUCCUGGAUCAAGGUAUCAAGGUUGCUCUCGUCUAUGGCGAUCGUGAUUAUGCGUGCAAUUGGAUAGGAGGCGAAGAAGUCAGUGUGGCCGUGGAUUACAGCGAUGCCGACCAAUUUCGAUCUGCCGGUUACGCUGAUUUGUAUACGAAUACUUCAUUUAUUGGCGGAAAGGUUCGCCAAUAUGGCAACUUCUCCUUUACGCGUGUAUAUCAGGCCGGCCAUGAAGUGCCAGCCUAUCAGCCCGAAACUGCAUUCGCCAUUUUCAAUCGGUCCCUGGAGAACCUGGAUAUUGCUACGGGUAAAAUAUCUACGGUGGAAAAUGUUACUUACGCCACAGAAGGCCCGUCGAGUACGUGGGAGGUCAAGAAUGAGGCUCCCCCGAUGCCAGAACCGAUAUGUUACAUUCUCGCGUUGUGGGAGACAUGCACGGAUGAAGAGGUUGAAACUAUUGUCAAUGGCACGGCGUUGAUUCAAGAUUAUAUACUGAUUAAGGAGGAGGACGAUCAGCCGAGCGAGCAUGCGUUUGAUGACGGCAGUGAGAGCAAGCUCGACGGGUGGCACUAUCAGCUUGUGUUGUCGAUAUCGGAAUUUUUCAACAUGCUUUUGUAA
Talaromyces atroroseus is the source of this 3936-nucleotide messenger RNA. RefSeq lists its product as hypothetical. Gene Ontology annotation, molecular function: NAD+ poly-ADP-ribosyltransferase activity; serine-type carboxypeptidase activity. The record is from RefSeq and is a predicted model, not a curated record. NCBI's taxonomy places the organism in Eukaryota, Fungi, Ascomycota, Eurotiomycetes, Eurotiales, Trichocomaceae. The transcript is spliced from 10 exons. Bases 1 to 3936 code for a protein of 1311 amino acids. Gene Ontology annotation, biological process: proteolysis.